Messenger RNA from Hydractinia symbiolongicarpus, 2425 nucleotides. Its product is annotated as palmitoyltransferase ZDHHC14-like. Gene Ontology annotation, biological process: protein targeting to membrane; peptidyl-L-cysteine S-palmitoylation. Lineage: Eukaryota; Metazoa; Cnidaria; Hydrozoa; Anthoathecata; Hydractiniidae. The record is from RefSeq and is a predicted model, not a curated record. Gene Ontology annotation, cellular component: Golgi apparatus; endoplasmic reticulum. The transcript is spliced from 10 exons. Gene Ontology annotation, molecular function: protein-cysteine S-palmitoyltransferase activity. Bases 193 to 1317 code for a protein of 374 amino acids.
AGUAAAGAUAGAAUGUUUUCGAUAAACGAGGAAAAUAGAAAAGAGAGAGAAAGAAAACAAACCAUGCCAGCGAAAUCCCAAUCCAGAUGUCGAAGUGAAAAAUUCAGCACAAAAAUAAGUGUUCCAAUGAUGUAAUCUAAAUGAGAAAUUUAUAUACUGGUGUUUAGUUAUUCUCCUUGGUGUGCUGGCCGGAUGGUGAAGCAGUACAAACCAAUAAUGACACAAAAAAACUGGGAAGUGUUUCCUGGUAGAAAUAAGUUUUAUUGCAAUGGGCGAAUAAUAAUGUCCAGAAGUAACUGUGUAUUUAUGCUUACAGUGAUUCUUAUAAUUGGCACCUCAGGGCUAUUCUUUGCAUUUGAUUGUCCCUUUUUGACAGAAGAAUUAUCAAUAGCAAUACCAAUAGUUGGAGCAUGGUUGUUUAUUUUUGUUAUGGCAACUCUUCUUCGUACAGCCUUUAGUGAUCCAGGCAUUAUACCAAGAGCUUCUGCAGAUGAAGCUGCAUAUAUAGAAAAAUCUUUAGCUGCACCGACUGUGGAGCCAGGUGUAUAUCGACCACCAGCAAGGCAAAUAGAUGUAGAAAUAAAAGGUCAAGUUAUCAAAUUAAAAUAUUGUUUCACCUGCAAGAUAUUUCGUCCACCAAGAGCAUCACAUUGCAGCAUGUGUGAUAACUGUGUUGAGCGAUUUGACCACCAUUGCCCAUGGGUCGGGAACUGUGUUGGCAAAAGAAAUUAUCGUUAUUUUUAUCUCUUUCUUGUUUCACUAUCAUUUCUAUGUGUGUAUAUAUUUGCAUGUAAUGUGGCUCACCUGGUCCUACGGAGCAAUAAAAAGAAUUCAUUUCUUGACGCAUUGAAAGAAACACCUACAAGUGCAUUGGUUUCAAUUAUAUGUUUCUUCUCGGUUUGGUCAGUUGUUGGAUUAGCUGGUUUCCACACCUACUUAGUUUCUUCCAAUUUGACAACCAAUGAAGAUAUAAAAGGCACCUGGGCAGCCAAACGUGGUGAAAAGAAUGAAAACCCUUAUAGUAGGGGUUCGGUGUUAGGAAAUUGUUUUCAUAUAUUAUUUGGUCCAGCUUAUCCUAGUUUAAUACGACGUUUAGAAUUAGUUUCACCAGAUCCAUUAGAAACUUUAGAGAGGUUUGGUUCGUCUGGAUCUACGACUGUAAAUAUUUACAACACUCCAUCGCAGAGCUUUCAUGAUAUAGACAAUGAUUCAGUUAGAUCGCAAAGUGCACCGAUUAUGGGAGCCCAUACCUUGGAGAGUUCAGAUAAUCUUCGAGAAGAUAGUGAGAAUGGUCUGUUGAAGUUAAGUAGCGUUUAGAAUAAAGAAAUGUUUUUUGUUCUUUAAACGAGGAUUGCUUGCAAAGCAAUAUAUGGAAACAAAUAUAAAACCGUUAGGAGUUUGUUAAAUGUGGUAGCGAUUGAAUAACUUACGAAGUCGUUACACUCCGCGAUGGAGUUACCAACGUUUAAAAAUUCUAUUGAACACACAUGCAGUGAAAUUGGUUAUUAAGUGAUUUUGUAAUGUAAUAUUUGACGUUAAAUUUUUAUUUUUGUUUUAUAGCAUACAACGAAAGAACUUUUUCUGUUUUAUAAACCUUUGCACGUUUUUUUAGUAGACAUUAGAAAUAAUCAAAAAUGAACUGUAUCUUUGGCUUGUUUUUUCAAAAAUUGAGAACUUUAACAUAGAAUGGUUACUAUUUUCUGAAAAUGCAAUAUACUUCUUCAAAAAAAGUUGAAAAAGAUAAGGAAACUUCUGAAAGACUUUUGGAAUAUAAUUUUUCGAAAUUUAUUUUUUGCUUAGGUGUGUUUUUUAGACAUUCAAAUAAAAUUUCUCUUUUUUUCGAUACUCUUGAAAAACUCCUAGAAUUUCCUUUUUGAAAAUGAGUGGUCAGCCUGCUCCUGUUUAAAAAAACGUGUAUGCUAAAUUAUCAUAUCUUUUUUGUAACUCGAUUUUUUGCUGUGAACUUUUUUUGUUGAUCGCCUAUAAUUGGAAGAGGUAUUACAGCCAUGUCUUAAUACAAACCAUUCUCUCCUAUUUGUACUAAGUGUUAACACCGUUUGAGUGACGUUUUAUUUAAAUUUGCAUGUUUCAUUAAAGUUACGGGUUGUUGCCUUAAAAACCUCAGCUGUUGCGUCUUUAACCCUUGGGACUGUACCUAAGUUCACGCCGGCGCUGUGGUCACAGGUACUUUUAACGCUCUCUUUAUAGUUGCAACUUAUCAUCGUCAACACGGUUUCAACGCCACGUUGGCAAUGUUAAAGAUAAUUUAAGACUGAUUUUCUGUACGUUGACAGGUUUCCUUUCUAUUCUUUAUGUGAACUAUAAAAUUUAUAGAUUUAAUGUAUUAUUUUUUUUAGUUUUGAGAUUUUUUUUACACUUAGGAUAUACUUUAUUUUCAUCUAAAAAGAAUGAAAGUGAAACAGGA